CAUUCCCACGCUUAGCGACAAGCACAGAUCAGGAGUUCGUUACAUAUGACGAGCUGUUAGCCGCGAAGUCCGGAUAGGGAUUGUAGUUGAUCCAUCCGCAAUUAUAUAAAAGAUGCUAGAUGUCCUAUGCCUUCGAGCAUAAGAUCUAUGCAUUUUCUCGAUUUGAGGAAUUGAAAUGCAUCUUCUUCUUUUUUUUUUUUUUCUUUUCUUUCUACAACCUGGGGAUUGCGUAGCUCCGGACGUCAGGCCUUUAUAUAUAUACCUAAUGUAUGCUGCUCCGACACCCAUACCGCCUUUUUCCUACCUCAACUUCAGGCUCUGUUCUAUGCAUAAUGAGUUGGCAAUUCCUCAUAGGGGGACCCACCCACUCAGACAGUUCGAUAAGAAGGAAAAUAUUUUCCUAGCGUCCGGCCUAUGUUCAUCAUAUAAGUGCUGGACGCUAUUACGUAUGUCAAGGUCGAGGGGGGGACCCGACAGCUGUCCCUUGGACCUUGAAUCCCUUUGUUGCAACCAUCACCGCGACUUUGCAGGUCUUGAUAUUACUUGUACAACGUUCCAUGUCGAUUGGCCCGGUUCUAAAGAUUUGAAUCUAAAUUGCUCGGACUUUGCUGGAUGCGAGAAUGGGGUGGUUCGAUGAUUCACAUCUUGCGCCCUCUCGAUCCCAUAGG
Molecule: messenger RNA, 668 nt
Organism: Daldinia caldariorum
Lineage: Eukaryota; Fungi; Ascomycota; Sordariomycetes; Xylariales; Hypoxylaceae
Exons: 2
Coding region: 176-637 (153 amino acids)
Source: RefSeq, a predicted model, not a curated record